ACGCCUGAGUGACACAAAUGCCCCAAGUUCACUGAGCCUUGAGCGGUCCAGCAAACCUGUUGGGCAGUUUUCUCAGUAUCUUGACACUGAAAAGAAUAUAGGUGUUGAACCAAACGCUCGCAGGGAACCUUCUCUCCUCCAGCGGUUUAUUUAUGAGAGACUGAUGGCCAGACUGAGAACAGUGCGCUUCUUUGUGUGCUGCAGAGCCGUGGUCUGAAGUCUCGUGGGACUCAACGAACAUAUUUCGCAGUUGGAAAAUCAUUUUUUUUCGGCUGCUUCGGUGUCGGUGCUCUGUUAAGAAGUAGACUUUUAAAACUCUUUGUUAUUUUUUCUCAACAUUUGCUCGAAAUUUUAUUUAAGUAGCCUAUUUUGUUUAUGACGGAGCGUGUUUUUGUUAAUAAGGACCGCGAGAGAGUCAUAUUUAUUCAGAAAAGAAACACCAAAAUGUUUAGCCUUCCCACAGUGUUGGUUAUAAUGUUACUUGCCCUGGAGUUCCAUACUGUGCAGUCAGGCAAAUGCCCAAAGUUCUGCAUCUGUGACAACAUCCAGCUCACGGUUGCUUGUGUCAACAAGAAUCUCACUGAGGUGCCGCCUACCAUUGAUGAGAUAACAGUGAAACUCGACCUGAGAGGAAAUGACAUGCAGGAGCUUCCUACAGGGGCGUUCACACACACCCCUUACCUCACCCACCUGUCGCUGCAGAACAGCAACAUCCAAAGGGUACGGGAAGGUGCUUUCCGCAGACUUGGCCGGCUGGUCUUACUUAACCUGGCCAACAACAAGAUUGAGAUCCUGUACCAGGAGUCAUUUGAUGGGCUUACAUCACUGAAGCAGCUAAUUAUUGACCGAAACAGAGUGGAGGAGAUCCAGCCUGGAGCCUUUUCACAGCUUGGCUUUCUCAACCUCCUCUCACUCACACACAACCAAUUGGUGUACAUACCUAACAUGGCAUUUCAGGGUUUGCAGAACAUCAAAUGGCUACGUCUCAGUCAAAAUUCUCUCAAUUAUCUGGCAACAGAAGCAUUUGCUGGCCUCUUCACUCUUACACGUUUGAGCCUGGAUAACAAUGAACUACAGUUUUUCCCCACUGAGACGAUGACAAGACUUCCAGAAGUAACUCGCUUAGAGCUAAGCUACAACCCCAUGACCUACCUUGGAGAGGAGUCUGUAUCUAUGCCCAAACUCACUCACCUCCUCCUGGAUCAUAACUCCCUGCAGGAUUUUUCAAAUGCAGCUAUCCUGCUUUCUCCUCGUCUUGCUCAUCUGGACCUAAGUCAUAACCAGCUGCGCGUCCUGCAGCCAAUGGCCCCCGGCUCUCCCAAACUGAGUCGCCUCAAUCUGGCAGGCAACCCUAUCUACUGCAGCUGCUACAUGCGGCCUCUGCGUGAGUGGGCGAUGCGGGAGCGUGUUCGCCUGGGUGGUACGUGUGGAGGUCCUGCACAUCUGUCCGGUGAGAAUCUGGAGGCGGUCAAUCCCGCUGAUUUGCGCUGUCAGAGCCAGGAGGCCAUGCUGAAGGCCGAGCUGGAGGAGCUGAGCAGACUGCCCACACUCCCCACAACCCCACCGCCAGAUAAAGUCAAAUGCCCAGCCAACUGUCAGUGUGAGGCUGAGAACAAGCACUCAUCUUGUGAAAACAAAGGCCUCCCCAAGAUCCCCCGUGGAUUUUCACCGGACACGCGCUUGUUGGACUUACGGGGCAACCAUUUCCACUACGUCCCUGCAAACAGUUUCCCGGGCACUGCAGAAGUGGUUUCCCUUCACUUGCAGCGCUGCAAGAUCCAUGAGGUAGAAGAUGGGGCUUUCAAUGGUAUGAAGAGUCUGGUCUACCUUUACCUCUCAGAAAAUGACCUCACUUCAUUGAGUCCCGAGGCAUUCAAGGGGUUGCCCCAUCUCACUUACCUCCAUCUGGAGAAGAAUCGUUUCACUCAGUUCCCCAAAGGAGCAUUCAGGCUGUUGCCCGGUCUGCUGGCUCUGCACAUGGAGAAUAAUGCUAUCGCUAAACUAGAAGCAGGGAUCCUGACCGGUGCUGAGAAACUGAGGGGCCUCUAUCUCACUUCCAACGCCAUCACAGCGGUUGCUUCCAGGGCCUUUGAUCCUGCACCGGACUUGGAUACUCUUCAUCUAGGCACAAACAAACUCAAAGAAGUUCCAAGUGAGGCUCUUUCUAAAGCCAGCAGCCUAGCAGAGCUUAAUCUCUCCCGUAACCCUAUUCGCUGGAUCGGACCACAGGUUUUUCAGCCAGUUGCUGCCACACUUAAACAUCUUUACCUGAAUCAUAUGGGUUUAGAAAAGGUCUCUAAAGAUUCACUAGCAGGACUGGGGUCCGGUCUGAGGAGUCUGUUGCUUGAAGGAAACCAACUUGAGGAGCUGCCAGACUUGGGUCCACUUACAGGACUCGAGGUUAUAAACUUGGCAGAGAAUCCACUGGUCUGCGAUUGUCCACUGUUGCCUCUUCGCAAGUGGAUCGAGCAGGUGAAUCUGAAGGUCAGAGCCACCUGUGGCCACCCACCAGAACUCAGAGGUCAAAGGGUCAAAGACGUCCAUGUUUUUAAGAGCUGCCCAGGGGAAAAGCAUCCUCUUAUUCAGCACCCAAAACCAACCAAGGCCACAAAGACCGAAUCUGCUCUUAUCAGUCCUCCAAAAGUCAUCAAGAUAGUCAAAGCCAAAAACAAAAGUGCAAAACCUAUUACAUUGCAGAAACGUACAGCGAAGAAGAGGAAGUUGGUGUGAUUCCGCUGUAUUUACAUCACUGUAACUGAUGUAGAUCAAUAUAAC
Carassius auratus (goldfish) is the source of this 2775-nucleotide messenger RNA. RefSeq names its product chondroadherin-like b (gene chadlb). Lineage: Eukaryota; Metazoa; Chordata; Actinopteri; Cypriniformes; Cyprinidae. Gene Ontology annotation, molecular function: protein binding. The record is from RefSeq and is a predicted model, not a curated record. Bases 376 to 2730 code for a protein of 784 amino acids. Gene Ontology annotation, cellular component: plasma membrane. The transcript has 8 exons.